Molecule: messenger RNA, 1488 nt
Organism: Aspergillus tanneri
Lineage: Eukaryota; Fungi; Ascomycota; Eurotiomycetes; Eurotiales; Aspergillaceae
Gene: GYP1
Product: GTPase-activating protein GYP1
Exons: 4
Coding region: 1-1488 (495 amino acids)
Biological process (GO): activation of GTPase activity
Cellular component (GO): Golgi apparatus
Molecular function (GO): GTPase activator activity
Source: RefSeq, a predicted model, not a curated record
AUGAGUCAGGGAAUAGACUCAUUGGGACGUGCCCAUACAGCAGACGAGGAAGAAGAUGAGGAGGAGGGGGAUCUGGUGUUUGACGAUGACGAGGAUGAGUUUGGACUACCUAGCCUUGCUAGCAUGAGGAAAAAACAGACUCAGAGUGCUGGCACUCUCCCUUUCAAGAACGUCGAUCCAGGGGGUGGGUUUGAGAGCAAUGCUAUGAGACUUGGAAUUGGCUUAGCAAACAACAGGCAACGCGCAAACAGUUCAGAUAUCGCAGAGGAACGUGGCGUCCCAAUGUAUCCCACAGCCCGCAAGGGGGAGGAUAAAAUUCUUCGGCCUCAAUACAAAGACAUUCUAAGAGAUCCCGCAAACGCCCUAAAUCUAAUUAACCAUUCUCCGCCUCCUAAAAAUGCAACGCCGAAAGAAAUGGAUAUGUACUGGAGUCGCAUAUCGAGAAUCAACAAGUUUAAACGCCUACUGCAAACAAGCACGGUUCCUUUAUUGGAGUUGAGAAACCUGGCGUGGUCAGGAGUUUCUGGUGAAGUACGAGCCAUGACCUGGCAACUGCUUCUCGGUUACCUCCCCACGAAUAGUGAACGGCGUAUUACAACCCUUGAAAGAAAGCGGAAAGAGUAUCUUGACGGGGUCAGGCAAGCCUUUGAGCGCAGCAACGCUGCCAUCUCUGGAAACCCAUCUGCAUCGGCUACAGGCCGUGGCAGAGGCUUGGAUGAAGCAAUAUGGCAUCAAAUUAGCAUAGACGUUCCCCGCACUAGCCCCCACAUCCAGCUUUACAGCUAUGAAGCCACCCAACGUUCCCUUGAAAGAAUUCUUUAUCUCUGGGCUAUUCGCCAUCCAGCAAGCGGCUAUGUUCAAGGAAUAAAUGAUCUUGUUACUCCCUUUUGGCAAGUCUUUCUGGGUGUCUACGUCACGGACCUGAACGUUGAAGAGGGCAUGGACCCAGGCCAACUGCCAAGAAGUGUGCUGGAUGCCGUGGAAGCGGACUCCUUCUGGUGUCUUACAAAGCUUCUGGACGGCAUCCAGGACAAUUAUAUAUAUGCGCAACCGGGUAUCCACAGGCAAGUUAGAGCGCUACGUGACUUGACAAUGCGAAUCGACUCGACUCUGGCGAAACAUUUGGAGAAGGAGGGAGUCGAGUUUAUGCAGUUUAGUUUCCGAUGGAUGAAUUGUCUGCUGAUGCGGGAGAUGAGCGUCCAAAAUACCAUACGAAUGUGGGACACGUAUAUGGCCGAGGAGCAGGGCUUUUCGCGAUUUCAUCUAUACGUAUGUGCAGCAUUUCUGGUGAAAUGGUCGGACCAGUUGGUGAAAAUGGAUUUCCAGGAGGUAAUGAUGUUCUUGCAAGCUCUACCAACCAGGGAUUGGACAGAAAAAGACAUAGAGCUUCUGCUAAGCGAGGCAUUUAUCUGGCAGAGUUUGUUCCAGGACUCUCGGGCUCAUCUUCGUCCUGCUGGUGACCGGUCUCCUGAGAAUGGCUUACAAUGA